Castor canadensis (American beaver) is the source of this 1176-nucleotide messenger RNA. RefSeq names its product nucleoporin 85 (gene Nup85). Gene Ontology annotation, molecular function: structural constituent of nuclear pore. The record is from RefSeq and is a predicted model, not a curated record. Gene Ontology annotation, biological process: mRNA export from nucleus; positive regulation of DNA-templated transcription; protein import into nucleus. Gene Ontology annotation, cellular component: nuclear pore outer ring. Lineage: Eukaryota; Metazoa; Chordata; Mammalia; Rodentia; Castoridae.
CUUUUGCUGCAGGCUCUGAGCGGGAGGCCUGAGCUGGGAGCAUCUGCAACCAGGCGAGGUCCAGAUCGUGUGGUGCGGCGCUAUGGAGGAGCUAGAUGGCGAGCCGACAGUCACUUUGAUUCCAGGUGUGAAUUCUAACAAGAAGCAAAUGUGUUUUGACUGGGGUCCUGGAGAGAUGCUGGUAUGUGAAACCUCCUUCAACAAAAAAGAAAAAUCAGAGAAGGUCCCAGGUUGCCCUUUUAUUUAUAUUGUCCGAAAAGAUGUAGAUGUUUACUCUCAGAUUUUGAGAAAACUCUUCAAUGAAUCCCAUGGAAUCUUUGUGGGUCUCCAGAGAAUUGAAGAAGAACUAACUGGAAAAUCCAGAAAAGCUCAAUUGGUUCGAGUGAGUAAAAACUACCGAUCAGUCAUAAGAGCAUGCAUGGAGGAAAUGCACCAGGUUGCAAUUGCUGCUAAAGAUCCAGCCAGUGGCUGCCAGUUCAGUAGCCAGGUCUCCAUUUUGUCAGCAAUGGAGCUCAUUUGGAACCUGUGUGAGAUUCUUUUUAUUGAAGUAGCCCCAGCUGGUCCUCUCCUCCUUCACCUCCUAGAUUGGGUCCGACUCCAUGUGUGUGAGGUUGAUACUCUGUCUGCAGAUGUUCUGGGCAGUGAGAAUCCAAAUAAACAUGAGAGCUUCUGGAAUUUGGUGACCAUUUUGGUGCUGCAGGGCCGUCUGGAUGAGGCCCGACAGAUGCUGUCCAAGGAAGCUGAUGCUAAUCCUGCCUCUGCAGGCAUGUGCCGCAUCCUGGGGGAACUGAUGAGGACAAUGCCCAUUCUCAGUCCUGGCAACACCCAGACGCUGACAGAGCUGGAACUGAAGUGGCAGCACUGGUGUGAGGAGUGUGAGCGGCACCUACAGGAUGGCACGUUUGCUGCCAGCCCUCGUCUGGAAUCUCUCUGCAAGAUUAUGCUGGGAGAUGAGGUUGCCUUGUUGGAGCAGAAGGAGCUUCUGAGUAACUGGUACCAUUUCCUAGUGACUCGGCUGCUGUACUCUCACCCCACAGUGAAACCUAUUGAUUUGCACUUUUAUGCCCAGUCCAGCCUGGACAUGUUUCUGGGAGGUGAGAGCAACCCAGAGCCCCUGGAUAACAUCUUGUUGGCAGCCUUCGAGUUUGACAUCCACCAAGUUAUCAAGGAAUGCAG